CGCCGGCCCCGCCCGUGGGGGUGUCCCUCCCGCCGCCGCCGUCCGCGCGCCACUCCAGGGACGCUCCCCGUGCGGUUCCGGGCGCACCAUGGCCCGCCGGGCCGCCCUCGUGCUGCUGCUGCUCGCCCUGCUGGGCACCGUGCCGCCCACCCCGGGCCAAGACUUUGAUUUAUCGGAUGCUAUUGAUGAGGAUGUCAAGAAGCCCACUCCCACCCCCAGAAAACCCAACACAGAUGAUGGCUUCAAUUUGGAAGACGCUCUUGGUGGCGGAGGAAAACAUGACCCAGUACCACCCAAUCCACCCAAACCCAAACCUAACCCGAACCAGCCUGGCUCUUCAGGAGGCUUUUCGGAUUCUGAUCUUGUUGACAGCAAUUCAGGUGGAGGAGGUGGCAGUGGCGGCGGCGGUGGCGGCGGUGGCGGAAGGCAGAGGCAUGACGACAAUGAGCAGGGCGACUCCCCCGGGGUGGUGCCUGGCAUCGUGGGCGCCGUAGUUGUCGCCGUGGCCGGUGCCAUCUCCAGCUUCAUCGCCUACCAGAAGAAGAAGCUCUGCUUCAAAGAGAACGAUGAGUCCAAGAUCUAGGGAGGAGCCGAGCAUCCCGGGCGGGGCCGCCGGAGCGUCCUUGUCAUCCGUGUGUGUCCACAGAGACGCAGAGUCGAAGGCAAAACCCUUGCCGUGUGUCCUUUUCUGUAGGAAAGCUGCCAGGCCGAUGUGUUUCCCCCGGAUCAGAUUCCAACCCUCGCCUCCCCUGUGCUUUUGUCCUCACAUCCCGUGUGGCUUUCCCCCUUCCCAAGGCACAGACGCUUAGAACGUUCUGUUUUCACGCACAAGUAGCUUGCGAAAAACGAAGGGAAAUGCAGAGGUCUCUAAAAGCAGAAGCUAACAGAAACAAGGGGGACUUCCCUGCAUGAACCAGGUCCAUCCUCCGUCCUUGUGGGGUGGGGGUCCAGAGGGAGGAGGGAGGGGCAGGGGUGGGCAGCCACCGUCCUCCCUCCAGUGUCCCGGGAGGACCGCCCGCCAGGGUCAGAGGCUGGGGUCCUCCCCGGGCAACGAGGACCCGUUUAACCCUCCGAUGGCACAGCCUUCAUCUCCAUGAAGUGUCUCCUCUCUUCUUGCUCUGGUCCCUUUUUGCUCCCAUCUGUGAAUGUCCCAGUUCUCCGUGGGCCAAAAAAAAAAAAAAAGUUGUUGGCGUUUUUAGGAAUCACCUAAAAAUCUCGGGAUGCUAGGCUUCCAGGGUGGGCGGCAGGUCACGACGGGAGGGGUCUUGCAAAGUCUGGCAUCCCCCGGAAGCCCAGACGACGCCGAGGGGCUCUUGCAGGUCAGCCCGCCUCCUCCUGGGUGGAGUUUCCCUCUUCCGACCUUGUGCGGAGGGUCCAGGGGAAUGAAUGCCCCUUCCUGAGACGCGAUGGCGGGUGGGGACCUUGGGGGGGGGCGGUGAGUCUCGGGAGGCGACUGUGACAGGCGUGCCCGUGGCUGUGAUUAGCCUCCACGGGUCACUUCGGCGGCCGUCGGGUAUGGAAAGAAGGGUCCCUGAUUUCACGGUUCUUCUGCUCAAACGUCCCUGUGAGCACAGGGGUGGCUGUCAGGCAAAUCUCUCGGUCCCAGGGAAGACGUGCCCAGUGAAGGGACAGAUCGGAUGCUGCCGGUCAGUCGUCCACCUCCCGCCCCCACCCCUGGGGCCAGGCGCGGUCCCCAGGACUUGCCACGUAUAUACAUGGAGUCCCCAAGUCUAGAGACCUCUGCAACGUACCGUUGCUACGGUUCAUUUCACGGGCCUCGUGCUUCCUCACCUGCAAGAGAUGCUCCCGGGUGGCGGCGCCCUUGGCCUUGUAAGGGUUGGGCGGGCGGAGGUGGGGCGAGGUACCCAGUGCAGCCCAGGCUCCCCUUAAGGGCACGUGGGGUUGGGACGGGCGCUGGGGCACUGGGACCCUGGCUCUGUCGCCCUCAGCACAAGCCUCCAGCUCAGCUCAACGGCGCCCGCAGCCCCGGCUGAGCAUCUUUUACUGAGUGACUCCAUUUUUCUCUCCUUCCUCCCUCCCUUCCAGCCUCCGUUCUUUCUUUUUUCUCUUUUUCUCUUUCUUUUCUUCCGUCUCUUUUUUUUUCAGUUUCUUUCUUUCAAUCUCUUCCUUCCUUUUUCUUUCUCUCUCUCUCUCUUUCUUUCUUUCUGCUGUCUUCCUUCCUUCCCUCCUUCCUUUCUCUUUUUCCUUUCUCUUUUUUUUUCUUGUCAUCUCCUUCUGACAUGAACGCCUCCUUGGGGUUUCUUGCCACAGCAGCUGGACGAUGUCCCUCAGUCAAUCACCCAGCCACUUCCCUGCCAGCAGAACAGGUGCCACGCGUGGUGACGCACCUCUUUUUCCUCUUUUUUGCGACUCAGAGCUUUGGUCUCUGACUGCGGUCUCCGUUGGUGCUUGGGGGAGGGGGACGGCUGGCAGGACCCACUGCCUGUGGGCAGCGCUGUGUGUUUCUGGGACCUGGGUUCAGAGCGGUGUUGGGGUCCCCAUGUGGUCCUAACCCCAGACGAUGCCUCUGAAAGCUUUGAAAAUGGGGAGACGGUUGUCCUGGAUCCUAUGAGCUAACUGAGUCCACUUCGUGUCAUAUGUGCUUGUGUCUCGUCCCCAGCCCUGCAGUAAAGAAAUAAACAUGUUUUGACUGGGA
Messenger RNA from Phacochoerus africanus (Common warthog), 2656 nucleotides. RefSeq names its product CD99 molecule (Xg blood group) (gene CD99). The record is from RefSeq and is a predicted model, not a curated record. Gene Ontology annotation, biological process: positive regulation of neutrophil extravasation; homotypic cell-cell adhesion; T cell extravasation. The coding region runs from base 89 to 583 and encodes 164 amino acids. The transcript has 9 exons. NCBI's taxonomy places the organism in Eukaryota, Metazoa, Chordata, Mammalia, Artiodactyla, Suidae.